Messenger RNA from Rubroshorea leprosula, 585 nucleotides. Lineage: Eukaryota; Viridiplantae; Streptophyta; Magnoliopsida; Malvales; Dipterocarpaceae. The record is from the annotation of a GenBank genome assembly.
CACAGGGUGACAGAAAAUUUCAGAGGUACCACACAAAAACCUAAAGCCAAUGACCAGAAAAUAAAAAUAAAAAUAAAAAUAAUCAAAUCUAAGGUAUUUUGUUGUUGUGGGGCUUAGAGAUGUUGAAGGUUUUUGGCAAUUUAACGAGCAAAAUUCCUCGGUAACCUGGACCAAUCUCCUUUUGCCAGGGGAUCGCUAUGGUCUCGGUUUCGUCGGCCAGAAUGGAGAGAAAGACCCUGGUUCAAGCGGUUGUGUCCGACGAACUACGUGGGGUGACACAGGGGGAUUCUGGGUCAGAGAGUUUGGCGGACAGGCUGCGGUUGGGUAGCCUAACGGAAGAUGGGUUGUCGUAUAAGGAGAAGUGUAUUGUGAGGAGUUAUGAGGUUGGGAUUAACAAAACUGUCACCAUGCAGACUGAUAUAUGGUAAAUAAAUAAGGCAUGUGGGACCUAGAUGAUGAUAUGGCUGCCAAGUGGGAUUAAUUAUAUGUUGUCGUUUUAUGUUAUGUCUGAGGUCGUUUUGGAUAGAGUUAGGUUAUUUAGCAGUUUUGUGUUUCAUUUUUGAAGUAGUUCACAAAUUUGUUCUU